This is a messenger RNA of Triticum dicoccoides, 4673 nucleotides long. RefSeq names its product protein Rf1, mitochondrial-like. Gene Ontology annotation, cellular component: mitochondrion. NCBI's taxonomy places the organism in Eukaryota, Viridiplantae, Streptophyta, Magnoliopsida, Poales, Poaceae. The transcript is spliced from 4 exons. The record is from RefSeq and is a predicted model, not a curated record. The coding region runs from base 602 to 2674 and encodes 690 amino acids. Gene Ontology annotation, molecular function: protein binding; mRNA binding. Gene Ontology annotation, biological process: RNA processing; mitochondrion organization.
CCACUCCCCAGUCCUCCCUCCUCCUCUCCAGUCAGCCGCUCGCCGGCGGCCCGACCCACCAGUCCGGCCUCCUGCGUUCCCGUCCUCGUCGACGGAGGGGCAGCGGAGGUGCGUUGUUCCUCCCGUGCUUUCGGCUCGGGCGCCGGGGCCUCCUCUUCGUCACCGCUGCUGAGCGCGUUCGGCAUUGAUUGCAACCCGCGCCGGCGGCGGCGACCGGUUCCCCCGAGAGGCUGGAUGCUGCGCGCGCGCGCCGAGCGUCGCAGGUGACGCCACCCGAGCGCGGAGCGCCUCGUCAGGGGACGCACGCACGGUCUCUCAGCCUCCCCAUAGGGCGAGAUCCGCUGGAGACGGCCAGCAAUGCCAACCGCCCGCCUGUGCUCCAUCUCCGCCUCCUCCUUCAAGGCUUCUUCAGGAAAACCACGAGCUCCUGUCGCCGCCUUGGCUGCUGCCACUGAGCGUGUGCGCGCUGGAACACUAAACCAGGAGGACGCGCACCACCUGUUUGACGAAUUGCUAAGCCAAGCCGCCGCCUUCCCAGUAGGCGGGCUGAAUAACUUUCUUGCCACACUCGCCCGUGCACGGCCCUCAGCUGCCUGCAGCAAUGGCCCUGCCCUUGCUGUCGCCCUCUUCAACCGCAUGUCUAGGCCCUGGUGCACGGGUGGUGUCGCCCACGUGCUGUACCUAUUCCAUCCUCAUGGACUGCUGCUGCCGCGCAGGCCGCCCGGACUUGGUGCUUGCCUUCUUCUGCCGCCUCCUCAGGUUGGGGCUGAGCUUGAAUGUCACCUCCUUCAACAACCUACUCAAGGGGCUCUGCCAGUCAAAGCGUACAAAUGAGGCUUUGGACGUGCUGCUCCAGCGUACGCCCGAACUAGACUGUGCGCCUGAUGUCGUCUCGUACAACAUAGUAAUCAACGGCUGUUUGAAACAAGGUGAAGUGGAGAAAGCGUGCAAUCUCUACCGUGAGAUGAUCAACCUGGGAGUUCAACCUGAUGCGGUGACCUACAGCUCAUUUAUCAACGCACUAAGCAAGUCCGGAGCAAUGGACAAGGCAGAAGUGGUCCUUCGGCAAAUGGUUGAUCAAGGCAUUGUACCCAAUAUCAUUACGUAUACUAGUCUGAUCCAUGGAUAUUCCACUUCGGGUCAGUGGAAAGCAGCAGUUAGGAUAUUCAAAGAAAUGACAAGUGCCGGUGUUCGACCAAAUUCUGUCACGUUGAACUCAUUUAUUGAUUCCCUUUGCAAGCAUAGAAAGACAAAGGAAGCUAGAGAUAUUUUUGACUCCAUGGCCGCAAACGGCCACAAACCUGAUAUUUUCUCCUACUCUACUUUGCUUAACGGGUAUGUGAAAGAAGGAUGCUUCGAUGAUAUGACUGAUCUCUUCAAUUCGAUGGUACGGAAUGGUAUUGUACCUAACCACCAUGUUUUCAACAUACUGAUCAAUGCAUAUGCUAAACGUGGACUGAUGGAUAAGGCUAUGCACAUGUUCGAAGUAAUGAGGCAACAAGGAGUAAACCCAGAUGUAUUUAGCUAUCAAAUUGUAAUGGAUUCACUUUGCAAAAUGGGCAGGAUGGAUGCCGCUCUGGACAAAUUUAAUCAGAUGGUCAAUCAAGGAGUUUCACCUAACAAAGCUGUUUAUCAAUGCCUGGUUCUGGGUUCUUGCUCUCAUGGUCAUUUUGUGAAAGCCAAGGAAUUGAUCUCUGAAGCAAUUAAUAGAGGUCUGUAUUCUAACAGUGUGUUCUUCUAUCGUGUAAUAAACGACCUUUGCAAAGAAGGAAAGGUAAACGAGGCACAGGAUAUGUUUGACUUCAUCCUAGGUAUUGGUCAGCGACCUGAUGUGAUUAUGUACACUUCACUGAUGGAUGGAUAUUGCCUUGUUGGCGAGGUGGAGAAAGCACUGAGUGUACUCGAUGCUAUGAAAUCUGCUGGCCUUCAACCUGAUGAUGUUGUAUAUGGUACACUUCUUAACGGUUACUGUAAAAUUGGAAGGAUUGCCGAUGGAUUGAGCCUUUUCAGGGAAAUGUCACUCAGCGUGGUUAAGCCCACGACUAUUAUAUACAACAUUAUACUGGAUGAGCUGUUUUGCUCUGGGAGAACAGUUUGUGCAAAGGAAAAAUUUGAUAUGAUGAUUGAAAGUGGCAUACCAGUGGGCGUUGACACAUACAAUAUAGUUCUUCAUGGACUUUGUAGAAACAAUUGCACUGAUGAAGCAAUAGAGCUGUUCAAGAAAUUACGUGCUAUGAACGUGAAGAUUAAUGUCAUAACACUCAAUACCAUGAUUUCUGCAUUGUUUAAAACUAGGAGAAUUGAAGAAGCCAAGGAUUUGUUUGCUACUAUAUCAGCCAUUGGGUUGGUGCCUUCUGUUGUGACUUACAGUGUAAUGAUGACAAAUUUCAUAAAAGAAGGGUUGCUGGCAGAUGCUGAUGAUAUGUUUUCAGCAAUGGAGAAGGCUGCCUGUGCUCCCAACUCCAGACUGCUAAAUCAAGUGGUCAGGGUAUUUCUCAAGAAUGGUGAAGUUGUAAAGGCUGUGACUUAUCUUGCUAAACUUGAUGCAAAACAGCUGUCACUUGAAGCUUCGACGGUUUCGUUAAUAGUAUCUCUCUUCUCAAGGAAAGGGAAAUUAAGGAAGCAUGUAAAAUUGCUUCCGGUAAAGUACCAGCCUCCUGAGAUGUUGGACUGACAAUUGAUACAGUAUUACUUGGUACUUCGUACAAAAAAGCAAGGUGGUAUUCAGUCAUAGCUGACAGAAUGUAACAAGGUGAAUUCCCCAGUUCUCUGGUAAUCUGAUUUUAUUUUCUUGAUUCUUCUGAACACAGUGCAGAUUUGAAAAAGAAGAGAAGAGGAAGAAUCUUGAGGAAGGUUUUGGUGAAUAACAAGAUCUUGUUUCUUGUCCUCUUGGAUGGCUAUUGUUGUAGUAAAAACUGAGCGGCGGUUUUUGUAACACACAGCAGUAGUGGUUGCAUCGAACAAGAGAUCUGUUUUUACAUGGAUGUUCUCAGUCAAAUGCCAAAGAAUGCAAAAACAAGAAGACAAAAAGGCUCGCUCCACUUCGUGCUAAAGCUACUUCCACAUAAAUGGAAUUAGAUUUUAAUGAUCCAUCUUGGAAGCAGAAGUUUCAGGAAGACUGGAAUGAUCAUUUUAAUUUGCCACAUAUUACAGAUAUAUAUGACUUGAAAGUUGAAACCAAGGUCAACUACAUUCUCACUCAAGAAAACGAGGUUCUGUGCACCCUCUCUCCUUUGUCAUCUUUGUAUUAGCUAUGCAGCAUUUCUUAUCCAACGCUAUCUAUCACCUAUGGAUAUGUGGAAGGAUUACGUGGACAAUGAUACGAAAAUUCAGCAUGAUACCGAAAGACUCGGCUGUCAAUUUGAUAUUUCACAUGUCAUGCCGUUACAACCAUCAUUAAGCUGGGUGAGAUCGAUUACUCCUCCUGUACAGAAGAUAUGUUGUUGUAGUCUUUAAGACAUUGGCAAUCAGCAGGCAUCAUUGCACAGCUUUGAUGUUAGCUUUCAUAAUAAUAUGUUAUUUAAACAAUAAAUAAUAUACAGAGUUAUUUGAAUCUCCCAUUUCUCUUCAAGCCUAUGAAGCAGCAAAACUACCUACGCAAUUUAGCAGGAUGUGGCUGAUACAUACAGAGUUAGCUGAAUCUCCCAUUUCUCUUCGAGCCUGUGAAGCAACAAAACUACCUACGCUAUUUAGCAGGAUGUGGCUGAUACAUAUAGAGUGACUUUACUUAGGAUACUGAAUCAACCGUAGGAGUAGCUGAAACUAAAAGAAUUGACAUCAUUCUUCUGUGAAGAGGUGGACAUUAUAUUACCCAUCAGGUCACGGCACAGCAGCAAGCAACAAGCAGCCAGCUGCAAAGCAUCGACAACAUCAAAGUAGCCAGCGGCAGCAAGCAGCAAACAACAUCAGCAGCACGCAGCCAAUAAUGUGCAGAGGCAGUUUCUCACCCUGCUGUUAGUGGCGAGGUUGGACAGAGCAAAGCAGAGCAACGAGCUCCAGACAACGGCAAUGGUGGUCAGUGUCCAGGGGAGACGCGGACAAAGAGGAGCACAUCACGGUCCCUGGAGCUGUUCGGUGGGGAGGAUGACCGCGGUGGCGUCACAGCGGCCGACGAAAGCGAGGAAGGCGGCCUCGGUCCAAGAGGUUCCUGUAUGACAGCGCAUGGAAUCACCAUUAAAGGAACAGCGGGAGCAACAAUGGAGCUAGGGGAACUACCUAGGAGCAAGAACGCACCAGAAAACAAGGUGGUUCAUGGCGGCGUCCAGCUGGUGUGCAUGUCGGAGCCGGUGGUGUGGACACCGAUCCGAAUCGAGGGCUGGCGGAUCCCACUGAUUCCUGCCGCUCGCGUUGCAACGGUGAGCGGUGGCACCCCGGCGAGCUGGACGAGAAAGGGGGUCCAGGGGAACAGGAAACGAAGUGAAGAGGGAAUGGAGUAGGAGAAAAGAUGAAGGGGAAGUGGUUUGCGGGCGCGUGUCCCUACGAGCUGGCGCUGGCGGAGUGAUCCAGGAGAGCGACCGGUCAAUGGCAAAGGGAGGGGUUGAAAGAAAAAGGCAAAUGAAAUUACAAUACUUGCUCUAGGAGUACUUUCAUUAGCCUCAUCUCCUUAUCCCAUCAUCGAUAAAGUUAUACAGUCGCCAAAGCGUAAUAAUUUUUAUGAUUUGCGUCCAUUUAUA